Trifolium pratense (red clover) is the source of this 6553-nucleotide messenger RNA. RefSeq names its product TMV resistance protein N-like. Gene Ontology annotation, biological process: defense response; signal transduction. Lineage: Eukaryota; Viridiplantae; Streptophyta; Magnoliopsida; Fabales; Fabaceae. The coding region runs from base 2605 to 5928 and encodes 1107 amino acids. The transcript has 5 exons. The record is from RefSeq and is a predicted model, not a curated record. Gene Ontology annotation, molecular function: ADP binding.
GAGACAAAGUAGAGUGAUUAAUUUUUUUUUUUUUUUAUAAUUGUUGAGUGAUUAUUGGUUAGAGAAUCUUGAUAUGUUAAUUUGGUUCAGUAAUAGUAAUAAUAAUGAAGGAAUAUUAUUUCAAUAAUACAAUAAAUUCAAUAUUAAAAACACAAUAUUGAUUUCAAUAAACACAUAAAACCAUUUUAUAAUACAAAUGGUUUCACUUUUUAACUCUCUGAAACCAUUUAACCAGCAUAAUGGUUUCCAGGAUUUUUAAAACCAUAAAAACACAAUAUUGAUUUCAAUAAACACAUAAAACCAUUUUAUAAUACAAAUGGUUUCACUUUUUAACUCUCUGAAACCAUUUAAUCAGCAUAAUGGUUUCCAGGAUUUUUAAAACCAUAAAAACACAAUAUUGAUUUCAAUAAACACAUAAAACCAUUUUAUAAUACAAAUAGUUUCACUUUUUAACUCUCUGAAACCAUUUAACCAGCACAAUGGUUUCCAGAAUAAUUGUAACGAAAAUUCACUGUUCAUCUUCUCUUACGUGAAACAGUGAAAACGUGAUCACUGUUCAUCCGCGAUCACUGUUCAUCUUCUUCACCUUCUCUCACGAACUCACACCUUCUCUCACGAACUCUGAUUCCAAUUCAUCUCAGAAAUUGCAAAACUCCGAUUCCGAUUCCGAUUCAUCUCAGAAAUUGCAAUUCGUUCUCGUUUUCGUUCGAUUCAAGAGAAUCGAUUUGUAAGAUUCCGAUUGGAAAACGAAGAUAGCGAGAGCGAAGAAGAUUGAAGAGCUUGCAGCGGUUACAGCGAUGAUGGUUUGGCAUGAUUUUAGUUUAAAACUAACUACUAAAAUAAUUAACCAUACAUAAUACUCUGAAAUUUAUCCCUAAUCAAUAAAAUAAAAUAAAAUUCAAUCAAUCAAAAUUAAAAGCGUGAUAAAAAAAUCUGAGGGGUGCGCUAGAAAUCUAAAAAAAAAAAAAAAACCUGGGGGGUGCGCUAGAAAUUGGGGGGCUAGAAAUUGGGGGGCUAGAAAAUGGGGGGGCGUAGCAAUUGGGGGGCGCGCUAGAAAUUGGGGGCUAGAAAAUGGGGGCGCGCGUAGCAAUAUGGGGGGCGCGCAUAGCAAUUAUGCAUGGUGCAUAAGCUUGGGCUUAUGCACCUUAACCGGACCCCUCAAUAGGCAGACAAGAAACAUCAAACACCAACAUCAUACUUUUUAUAAAUUCUUGUCUCAUCUAUCUUUUCCUCUUUUUUCAGGGGGAUAUUUGCAUAUUUCCAAAUUUCAAGGGGAUAUUUAACGAAUUUUAAAAUUUCAAGGAGUAUUUGUCAUUUUACUCAUUAAUCUACCCUGAAAUUUUCAUCGAAUUUUCUAUCUUUUUAUUUAUUUUUAAUAUAAAACAUUUAUUAAAAACAAAAAUGUAUUUUUGAAACAUAAAAAUUAAAUAAAAAUGAAGUAGUUAAAGUCAGCAUCAUCAAAUCUUCAUAAAUUGGACAUGUCAGCAAAUAUUUCUUUUUUUUUUUGGCUUUCACACCCGUUUAAUCUCGUUUGCGGGUCGGUUUUGACAUCAAGUGGUUCUAACCCCUCCCAAUCGCAGUUGCGAGGAUCGAAACGUUGUUCUCCUUACCAAAUUCAGCGUCAAUCACCACUUAACCAACUAACAAUUGGUAACAUGUAAAAUUGGAUGUAUCUAGACUAAAUUUUAAACCAAAUUUAUCAAUUUUUGUUGACAUGUUUUUGCUUAUAUUUUGGGACGAAUGAUUUUUUUUUUUUUUAAAAGGAUCAAAUCAAAAGAAAGCAUAAUUUCAUAUUAAAGUCAUUUUUUCAUUUUCUUUUACCUUUGCUUUACUCUCUCUCUCCGAUGCACCAACAGUCACCUUCUCGCCGGACGUCCGUCAUCACUCUCGCCGGACGUCCACCAACAGUCACCACCUCCAUCACCGGACACCACCUCAUCGUUAUCCUUCAACACCGGCCACUGUCCUCGUCCCGGAUCUUGUGUAACCGGUUUUCCGGUGAAAACGAGGAUGACACAGAAAAAACAGCAGCGCAGAAAGAACGGAGAAGAUGGAAGAGAGGCGGUUCUGCAACUCAGAGAAAGGUUCUGCUUUUUUUUUUUUUUGGAUGAGAGAUUGCAAUGACAAAAUUACCCCCCAAAGUUGUUGUAUAACAUUUCUGAUUUUAAUAAUAUUAUAAAAUAAAUGGCAUUUUCCUCACACCUCAGGUAGAUGGAUAACAUCACCCACCCAACUAUAUGAGGUGGGUAGCCAAGUUGCAGUGUUUCCGCCAAGUUGCCAUCAAUUAUAGGACCUGCCAAAGAAACUUCAUGCUUGCUUCGUUAAUUGAUGGCAACUUGCGGAAACACUGCAACUUGGCUACCCAAACUAUAGGACCUGCCAAAGAAACCUCAUGCUUGCUUCGUUUCUUAACUACUUGCAGUUGCCUUGCCACCAAUAGUCAAUAUAGGACCUCCCAAAGAAACUUCAUGCUUGCUUCGUUAACCAAACCAAAACAAUAAUAAUUGCAAACAGACACAUAUCCUCCUGUUAACAUUUCUUCUAUCUAUACUUUUAUAACAUCCUCACAAGUACUGUUGUUCUGUUCAUUAUAAAUUUCUAUAUAUGGCAAUUUAUGAAGAACAGUCGGAUCAUUUCACCUAUGAUGUUUUCCUCAGUUUUAGAGGAGAAGACACACGGCACAAUAUUGUUGGAUAUCUUCUUGAAGCAUUUAAGAAGAGGGGAAUCAAUGUUUUCUAUGAUGAUAAAAAACUGGAAUUAGGGGAAGACAUUUCACCUGCACUUUUUAAAGCCAUAGAAGUAUCUAAUAUCUCAGUUAUUGUUUUUUCUGAGAAUUAUGCAUCUUCUAGGUGGUGCCUUGAUGAACUCGCAAAGAUCAUGGAAUGUACGAGAAGAAACAACAAACAAAUUGCUUUUCCAAUAUUUUUCCAUGUUGAUCCAUCGGAUGUACGACAUCAAAGAAAGAGCUAUGGAGAAGCCAUGGUUGCUCAUGAGACGAGGUUUGGAAAAGAGUCAGAAAAAAUAAAAGCAUGGAGAGCAGCAUUGUCUGAAGUGGCAGACUUGAAAGGUCACCACAUCCACACCGGGUUCGAAAUCAAUCAUGUUAAAGAGAUUGCCGAAAAGGUCCAUGCUAAAAUACCUCCUAAAUCUUUACUUGUUGGUGAGUAUCCAGUUGGACUUGAUCAACACAUAGAAGAUGCGAAGUCACUUCUAGACUUGAAGUCAAAUGACGAUAUUGUAUGCAUGUUGGGGAUAUAUGGACUUGGUGGAAUUGGGAAAACAAGUCUCGCCAAAGCAUUGUAUAACAAGAUUGCGCACCAAUUUCAAGCUGCAUGUUUUCUUGCCAAUGUUAGAGAGAAAUCAAACAAAAUCAGUAGCUCAGAAGAUUUACAGCAAACACUUUUAUCAGAGAUGUUUGAGCAGCCAGAUUCCAAGUUGGGAAGUACAAGUAAAGGAAUCUAUGAAAUAAAACUCAAGCUUGGAAAGAAAAAGGUUCUUUUGGUUCUUGAUGAUGUUGAUGAGAUGGAACAAUUAGAAAACUUGGCGGGAGGAAGUGAUUGGUUUGGUCCAGGUAGUAGGAUCAUUAUAACUACAAGGGACAAAAGUCUGCUCAUUGGUACUCAUCAAAUAGAAGUUAAAACUUACGAAAUGAUUGGACUUAAUGAUCAACUUUCUCUUCAGUUGUUUUGUCGACAUGCCUUUGGUAAAAGCUAUCCUAAAACAGAAUAUGAAGAUAUUUCAUCUCGCGCGGUUCGUUGUGCGAAAGGUCUUCCUUUGGCUUUAAAAGUUAUAGGCUCCAAUUUGCGUACUAGAAAAAGUUUAAAAGCUUGGGAGGAUGCAUUGAAAUAUUAUGAGAGGAUUCCCCGUAAAGAGAUUCAAGAUGUCCUUAAAGUAAGCUAUGAUGUGUUGGAACCUUAUGCACAAAGUGUUUUCCUAGAUAUAGCUUGCUUCUUCAAAGGGGAAAGCGUAGAAUAUGUUAAAGAAAUACUUGAAGAAUUCGGUGCGGCAUCAAAUAUUGAAGAGCUUGUUAAUAAAUCUCUCUUGAAUGUUGAUAAUGGAUACUUGAGUAUGCAUGAUGUAAUACAAGAUAUGGGUAGAGAGAUUGUUAGGCAAGAGGCACCAGAUAAUCCUGCAAAACGUAGUAGAUUAUGGUUUCAUCAAGAUGUCAUUGAUGUGUUAUCCUCCAACGAUUCUGGGCAUGAUGCAAUUCAAGGGAUAAUGUUUGAUCCUCCUGCAGAUCGUUACCCUUAUUGGCAUAAUGCUUUUGAGAAGAUGCACCAGCUUAGAAUUCUCAUUGUUCGAUGUACAACUUUUUCAUCAAAGCCUAAACAUCUUCCAAAUCAUUUAAGGAUACUUGACUGGGAGAAAUACCCUUCAAAAACUCUGCCACCAAAAUUUUAUCCGAAGAAUAUCAUCAUCUUAAAUUUGCGUGGUAGUCAACUUACCAUAAAAAAACCAUUUGAGCAAUUUUCCUGUUUGACUGUCAUGAAUUUCUCAGAUAAUAAAUCUAUCAAAACGAUGCCCGAUGUGUCCAAAGUUGAAAAUUUGAGAGAAUUGCGACUUGAUCGUUGUGUGAACUUAACUACGGUUCAUGAAUCCAUUGGAUUUCUCAAACAUCUUGUCCACUUAAGCGCUGUGGGAUGCUAUAAACUUAAAAACUUUCCGCAAAGAAUGUUUUUACCAUCUCUAGAAGUCAUUGAACUUUAUUGGUGUGAAAAACUUGAACACUUCCCAGAUAUAGUGAACGAAAUGAAUAAACCAUUGAAGAUUCAUAUGAUUGGUACCUCUAUUAAGAAGCUGCCAAAUUCUGUUGCUAAUCUUAUUGGACUUGUUUCGAUAGAUAUGCAACAUAGCAAGAAACUUGAAUAUCUACCAAGUAGCUUAUUCAGGUUACCUAAUGUUGUUGCUUUUGACUUUAGAGGAUGUUCUAAACUUGGUGAAUCUUUCAGAAGAUUUCUACCUUAUAGCACUUCAGAAGCCAGUGAACAUUUAACUUCAAAAACAGUGAGUUUUUCAUGUAAUGAUUUGUCAGAUGAAGAUAUUCAUCUAAUUCUCAUAUGUUUUCCAAAAUUAGAAGAAUUGAUUGUAUCAGAUAGUUCCGAUUUGGUCUCUCUCCCAGCUUGGUGCAAUAAGCUUCAAAAAAUUCCCCAAUGCACCAACUUGAGAAUUCUAAAUGUCGAUGAUUGUAUGAGUCUUGCACACAUUUCAGAGUUGCCACGUACUAUUCAAAAAAUAGAUGCAAGAGGGUGCUACAACUUUUCUUCGGAGACAUCAAACAUGCUAUGGGAUCAGGUGAAAAAAGAGAGGCAUGGAUUAGAAAUUGUGAUGCCUAAAACCAAUGUUCCAAAAUGGUUUGAUUAUAGAUGCAAAGAAGAGUUUCCGUGUUUAUGGGUCCGUGGGAAGUUUCCAAUUAAUGUUGUUUUAUCAUUGGUGUUCCAAGGGGUUGAAAGCUCAUAUGUUGAACUUCAUUUGGUUAUCAACGGUCAAUAUGUCCCUUGCAAAGACCAUUACAGGUUCCAUAUUAGACCGGAUCAUGUUUUAGUUUGUGAUCUACGACUCUUAUACAAUGACGAGGAGUGGUUAAGCAUUGAUGCAUUACUUCUUAAGCAUGAAUGGAAUCAAGUGCAAAUUUCAUAUGCAAUCUCAUUCCCGCAAGAAGAGCCAGUAGUAAGUGAAUGGGGAGUUUUUGUGCACAAACAAGGAAGUGAUAACUUGGAAGAUCAUGUUCAAUUCAUGUGUCCUGACCCAACAAGGUACUCAAACAUAUAUAGUGGAUUAACAAGGGGGUGGAUAGUUUUACAUUCAUUUCAAGAACAUGAAAACAAUACUUUAGAAGAUAUUAUAGACAAACUUUUAGAUAAAGUGAUACCAUCUGUAUAUAAAGUGGUAUCAUCUCUAGAUAGAAUGAAGAAAUUGCUAUUUCAUUGAAGUUGUUUUUUAUAAGAGUUGUGUCUGAUUCACAACUUGUUACUUGGCCUUUAAAGCAAUAAUGUCACAUUAUUUCAUUGACUCUUCAUAUCCAAUAUUGUCUACAUCUUCUUUCUCAAAUGCAUUUUAAAGUCACUCACAUUGUUUAAGAGGGGAAUUGUUGCGCAGAUAAAAUAUCCAACAUUGGUUUGUCUUCUAUAAUAGCUUCACUUGAUGGAAUAGUUUGCCUAACUCUAUUUAGAAUAAUUAAUUGCAAUCGCAAUAUGUUAGGUUUACCUCUAUAAAUGUGGCAUUGUUGAUUUGGUUGUUUAUGUUUGAAUUCAUGUCCUGUCAUUACACUCUUUUUUCCUUCACCAAGAUUUUAAUCCACUAAAACUAAUUUGCUGAAGUUUUUAAUAAAACAGAGAUUCUCGCACCUUAGAUUUUGGUCUACACUCCCUAAAAUUCCUCUGUAUCUCUCUUAAGAAUGUUUUAGAAAUUGAUUUAUCAAUAGGAAGGUUUAUGUGACUGGAUGGAACAUGUCAGUAGUUUGCAGAUUCUUUCUCAAAGCAAUGCUCCAUACAUCAUAUCAAUAGUUCUAUUAGUUUACUGGUAAUUAAAACUACAUCUAAACCAUUACUAGUAA